AAAUACAGUUGGCCAUAACUGGCACCCAUUGACACAAUAGCUCCCGUUCCAGAGACGUAGCUCCUCCCCGCGUACAGCCUGUGUGUGUGAGUGUAUGUGUGUGUGUGAGAGUGUGUGUGUGUGUGUGUGUGUGUGUGACAGCUGGGCUCGCUGCGCUGCGCUCCAGUCUGGUUAAGACGCCUCGUCUCCAAAGAGGAUGACCGUCGGCUCGUGUGGAAGGUACUGCGAUCCCGCUCCGCAGCUCUAGUUGUGGGACACGCGGUCGGUUCCAUCCGUCCAGCUCACCUGCGAGGGGGAGGAAGCUUAAAGCGCAAAGAAAACCCGCCGCUGCUGUUCCUUCUCCCCUCUCCAACAGUGUGGAUUUCCGAUGGAUAUUCCGAUUUGAAGAGGUGUGAUUUGAGCGCGUUUGGCAUGUAACGAGAAGCAAAAAAAAAAAAAGAAAAGGAAAAAACAAAGGAGGCGCAAGAGAAAAAGUAGCGCUCGUUAUUGUCAUUCUGAGACGAGCUCGAGUGCUUCGCAGAGCCACAUCUCAUGGAUUACUAAAGCACAGAGCCGUACCACCACUCCGGGGCACAUCCAUGCAUGAGCUGAAGGCUGAGGAAAAUCUGUAGCAGAGGACCAGCAGCAGCAGCAGCAGCGUUGGUGCGACCAUGAGGUCAGAGGCCUUGUUACUCUACUUCACGCUACUGCAAAUAGCCGGGGCUGGCUUCCCCGAAGACAGCGAGCCUAUUAGCAUCUCACACGGCAACUACACAAAGCAGUAUCCAGCAUUCGUAGGCCACAAACCUGGCAGGAACAACACACAGCGGCACAGACUGGACAUCCAGCUCAUCAUGAUCAUGAACAGGACGUUGUACAUCGCUGCCAGGGAUCACAUAUACACGGUGGACACAGACACCGCCGACAGUGAGGAGAUCUUCUUCAGUAAGAAAAUGACAUGGAAGUCCAGACAGGCAGACGUGGACACCUGCAGAAUGAAAGGAAAACACAAGGACGAGUGUCACAAUUUCAUCAAAGUCCUCCUGCAGCAAAACGACGACACCUUGUUUGUUUGCGGAACAAAUGCUUUCAACCCCUCCUGCCGAACCUACAAGUUGGACACCUUGGAGGCUCAGGGAGAGGAGAUCAGCGGGAUGGCACGCUGUCCGUACGAUGCCAAGCAUGCCAAUGUUGCCCUCUUCGCAGAUGGCAAGCUGUACUCGGCCACCGUAACAGACUUCCUUGCGAUCGAUGCGGUCAUCUAUCGUAGCCUGGGCGACAGCCCGACUCUGCGCACUGUCAAACACGACUCCAAAUGGCUGAAAGAGCCCUACUUUGUCCAGGCAGUCGAUUAUGGGGACUUCAUCUACUUCUUCUUUCGGGAAAUUGCAAUGGAGUACAACACAAUGGGAAAGGUGGUGUUUCCUCGGGUGGCCAGGGUGUGUAAGAACGACCGAGGCGGCUCGCCCCGCGUCCUGGAGAAGCAGUGGACCUCCUUCCUCAAGUCUCGGAUGAACUGCUCCAUCCCCGGCGACUCCCACUUCUACUUCAACAUUCUGCAGGCUGUGACAGACGUCAUCCACAUCAAUGGGAGGGACGUGGUGAUGGCAACUUUCUCCACACCUUACAACAGUAUUCCAGGCUCGGCGGUGUGCGCCUAUGACAUGGCAGAUGUGGCCAACACGUUCACAGGGCGUUUCAAAGAGCAGAAAUCCUCCGACUCUACCUGGACGCCUUUUCCUGAAGACAAGGUUCCCAAGCCGAGGCCUGGCAACUGUGCCGGCACUCCAUCCAUGGAGAGGUACAAGGUAUCCAACGAGUUCCCCGACGACACGCUCAACUUCAUCAAGAUGCAUCCUCUGAUGGACGAGGCCGUGCCCUCUAUUGCUAAUCGGCCCUGGUUCCUCAAGACCAUGGUCCGCUAUCGCCUGACGCGCAUCGUGGUGGACAGCGAGGCGGGUCCCAACAAGAACCAAACGGUGGUCUUCCUGGGGUCCGAGAAAGGCAUCGUGCUCAAGUUCCUGGCCAAGAUGAACAGCGGCUUCCUCAACGACAGCCUGUUUCUGGAGGAGCUCAACGUCUACAACCCGGACAAGUGCAGUAUAGAUGGGGUGGAGGACAAACGCAUCAUUGGCAUGCAAAUAGACAGCAAGAGUCAUGCUUUGUGGGUCGCCUUCACCUCCUGUGUGGUUAAAGUGCCACUGUCUCGCUGUGAGAGACACGGAAGAUGCAAGAAGUCCUGUAUAGCCUCCAGAGACCCGUACUGUGGCUGGGUGUCAGAAGGAGCCUGUAGAGAGGUGGUUGGCAACAUAAAAUCGGCCUUUGAGCAGGACGUGGAACAUGGUAACACAGAUGGCCUGGGAGACUGCCAAAAUACCUUUGUGGCACUGAACGGCCACCAUCACCACCAUCACCACACCCUCUCACUCCCCACCUCGGCCCUACCCGAGGCUGCCGAGGGCCCCCUGGGGCGGGGCCGCAUGGUGGAGCGGAAGGACCCCCCCAUGAGCUCAGACAAAGGGGAGGACCCCUACGUGGCUGUGCCCUCUCAGACCCAACCCGAAGCCAAUGGUGUGAUUCGUGAGAGCUACCAGAAGGGUCGUGACCAGCUGGUUCCUGUGACCUUGUUGGCCAUCGCUGUCAUCCUUGCAUUUGCCAUGGGCGCCAUAUUCUCUGGCAUCAUUGUCUACUGUGUCUGUGACCACCGGCGGCGAGACGUAGACCUGACGGGCCGCAAGGAGAAGGACAGCCACCACCUCCAUUCCCGCCGGGGAUCAAUGAACAGCGUGACGAAGUUGACGGGCCUGUUUGAGACGCAGGCCAAGGAUGGGCGUCCCGAGGCCAUCCUCACCCCUUUGAUGCACAACGGCAGAAUGACACCAAGCGCCAAGAUGUUGAUAAAAGCAGACCAACACCACCUGGACCUUGCUGCUCUGCCAACCCCUGAAUCCACCCCCAUGCAGCCCCGUCGCAAGCCCAGUCGGGGAAGCCGCGAGUGGGAGAGAAACCAGAACCUCAUCAACGCUUGCACCAAGGACAUGCCACCUAUGGGCUCCCCAGUUAUAUCUACAGAUCUGCCUCUGAGGGCAUCGCCGGGGCACAUCCCCAGCGUGGUGGUCCUCCCGCUGCCACAGCAUCAGCACCAGCUCCAGUCUCAUCUGCAGCCCCACCAGCAUACCUACCAGCACGAAUAUGUGGAGCAGCCGCACCAUAGUGACCUGAGCAUGGGCCACAGUGUCAUGGAUGACCAGGGGGCCACCCUGGAAUACAAGACAGUGAAGAGCCCGUGUCACAACCUCAACAUGGUGGAUCCAGAUGGGGUGCUGCCGCCCCGUGUGCCCCAGCGAGAGGCCUCUCUCACCGUCCCUCCUGCCGUCCCACAGAUGGGCAAACGCCUGGAGGUCCAUUCCUCAGUCUACGGCCUGCGGAAAGGGUCCGCAUCCGCUGCUUCCGGGUCCUCCGCCCUCAAGAAGCACAACACCAACUCAUCUAACUCCUCCCAUUUGGCGAGACAUCACAGCUUCAACCGCGUGGAGACUCCACCGCCUGCACCUCAGAGGGUGGACUCCAUACAAAUGACAGCACAGGGCAUAUCUCUGUCACGGCAGCCUGGAAUGAGCUCCUACGGUUCACUGCCUCGAACGGGCAUCAAAUAUCUCAAGCCUGAUGUCCCUCCCAAACCCUCCGUAGUCUCUCUCUCCACGAAAGUCAAGUCCAGUGACUCCUGCACAUAGUUAGCUUGUCAGCCAGUCGGUCCAAUGUGAACAAACAGUAGUUAAAGGUUUUUCUGCGAGAGAGGAAGAACAGGGAAUACUGUACAACUUGCAUCUCCGUUUAGUGUUUUUUUGUUUGUUUGUUUUUGGUGUACAGUGGGAAACGCAACACAGAUUUUUUUUUUUUUUUUUUAAAGAAAGACUUUCUUUUUAUAUAAAUAUGUAAAUAUUAUACAAAUGGUUGUUGUCAUUUGUUACCGUCAUAGAGCUUAUGCUCUGGCUGGCUCCCAGUUCCUCUGUAGACACACAUGGGAACAUGUGCUACUGAAACAGAAGAAGAUGACGCUCGUCCUGAAUAUUUCAUCCAACGGCACCCUGUAGCAUCCAAGACCGUGGUUCUCUUGUUUGUGGUGUCUUCUUGGGCAAUUGGGACUCGCCUCGAUAUCUUAUCGUGCUGGUAGAAGCACAUAAGACAGCGGCACGGGGAGAUAAUAAUCGUUGUACAGUACCUUGAGGACUGGGGGACUCUGAGUGAGCAGGCACUCGGGAGAGACCGAGCUCGGACUGACAGGACAGACGGCUGCCUGGGUUCUGUCGGAAACUGUGAAACGCCUCUCAGUGUUACAGCAAUCAAGUUCAUGCCUGGGUUUGACUGAAAGCCUGGCCCGGAAGAAUCCUCUACUGUACUGGUUACUGAACAACACAUGACUGUUAAUACUAAUAGCUUGUUGUAUUUAUUUUUAUUAAGUGCUUUUGGAAAAAAAAAAUAAGAAAAGACUGACUUUGUAGGCUCGGAAUGAGAGAGGGAGGACAGAGAAGAGAUCUUUUAAUAAUAAUUAAUCAAGUGUGAGGAGAAAAGAAAAAUAUUUAAAGUCAUUAAACUGGAGCCAGUAGAACUUUUUUUGAUGACCAAAGGUCCACUAGGUCUUACUGAGGGCUCAGUGGGACCUGCCGCUUGAGAGAUAUGUGAAGAGGAGAAGAUAUUUAUUUAAACUGUGCCAGACAGGGACAUUUUACUUCAUGGACCAGAAAUUCCAUUGUUAUAGACCAAUCAUUAAAAAAAAAAAAAGAGAAAUCUCACCCUUUCACUCCUCCGAUGAGCAAUCCCUCCCUCCCCCCAAUCAGCACUGUGGUUUUUUGUGUGAGUCAGUAACAUUUGUCCUGAUUGGUUUCGGGCUCACCGGUGCCAUCCAAGCUCUCUGUUGCAUGUUGCAAAUAUAAGAAAAACCAGCUGCAGCAACAGUAUGGGAAUCUGCGUACACACACAUACAAAUACGUACAAAAAUAAAAGCUGUAAGUGGCGCUGCGAGCGAACGGCGCGACGCGACUCGACGCCUCCGUCUUUGAACGUUAUCGUCUUUUCUACCGGCGUCACGCACGUGAGCAGGCGAACAAGGAAAGUAUCAAAACAUCUGUAUUGCCUGCUUCUUUUUCCACAUGUAAAUUUGUGCCUUACACCCUAAAGUAGUGACAAUGUUUUCUUUGAUAGCUGUUAACUUUGUCUCCUUGUAGUAUUUUUUAUUUUUUCUUACAUCAUGAUAUUUUCCCUGGUUUGAUAAAAAUGCAAUUAAAGAAUGUAGGUGUUAUUGUUGUAAUUCUGGUCCCUAGACAUAACACACUUACAGUUCAAGGGGAAGAGAGAAAGGAGGAGUCUCUUUCUUCUUUCGCUCUUCCUCUCUGACACACACACACACACACACACACACACACACACACACACACACCCAUAUGCACAUUCACAUGCAAAUACACACACUUACACAUUCAUCUUUGUGGUUCAUUUCUGAUUGUGCCAUUAAUGCGCUUAAAUAAAAUUCUUUAUGUUGUGCUGGCAGUGUUGAUGAAGAAGUUGUGAGUGUUUUUUUUUCUUUCUUUUAUACAAUUUUAAAGUCCUGGCAUUUGUUUUUACUUUUUUCUUUUCUUCUGCCGUCUCAUUGUUUGGACUGAUGGUUAAUUGACCGAUGAACUGAACAAUUUAACGUUUGUCACUUGAGAAGGCCAAUGUGUGCGUAUCUUUCUGGUGCACCGCAAUAAUGAUUCAACGACAACGCCCUAGCGAACGUGCAGGAUGAGCUACACGCGAAGUCACCCAGUGUACUAACAGUUUUUUGGCUUCUUUGUGUGCAUCGUAACUCUUAUUUGUUAGGCAGUUGCAUAAAGCAGGCUGGUUCCUGUGAAGGAAGUUGACAUUUUAAAACAAUAAUAUUACAAAAUGUACCUUAUUUAACCCCUUUUUUUAAAAAGAGAAAAACACAGUUUGAGGGAUUUUAGAUAAAAGUUUUUUAAAAUGUUGCUUCACUAACUCUCGUUGUCAAAGCCUUUGAGAAGGGCUGAGAGUUCGACUAAUCCAACCUUUUUUUUUUUUUUUCCCUUUCACUUCCUUUACUUAAGCAUUUUUAUCGAUCACCCCCCCCCCAACACUUAAAUCAACGGAGCACUCCCUUAGUGUUGUAUGUGUAGAUAGGUGAAAGUUUUGUUGAUAUCAAGCAAUUUUUAUGUUUCUCAAUGGAGGAAAGCCAACUAUGUCUCAAUCCACAGCGAACGGGAGAAGGACGUGUAGGGACCUGACCAACAUACAGUAUGUGUAGAGUGAUGCCCCUCAAGAAGCAUGGCCUGUGGUCAAAUUGAGACAGUUAUUGCCGUGAUUACGCAAAGCUAUGACACAAAUGGCCCAGGAUUAGUGUGAAGGGGUGCGUUUACCUCGGACUUCCGGAACAGCACGGCGCUGUCGGCCGGUAACUGGGCACUGCGAGAGCGUAUUUUACGCCCUCCGGUGAAUGGAGGCGUGCGCCAACCAGCAACUUUCCCGGGCCCUGAAAUAAUGCUGAUGUCACGACUGAAUAUUUCCUGUCCAGAAAUGUUAAGUUGUGUCAGCGUCUCGCCUGUUUUCCAGGAAAAUCCGAACAAGAAAAAAAGGGUCAGUUUGCGUACGACAGCUGUGGGUGCACUUCAGAUUCUAAAAAGCAUUUCGAUGUCGGAGCAAAGUUUGAACAUUUUUAAGACUGGAUUGGGUUUGACUGUGAAGGCUGCUGUGGACAGUGAGGUUCUUUGGUGUGUGCCUUUUUUGUCUUUCACCCUUGUUAUAAUACACUGCGACUAGAUGCAAAUCGACUCUCUUCUCGACUUCUCGACCCUUUUGAACUUUGUAAGCUUGUAAGAUAUUGUGAUGUCACAAAGUUUUUUGCCCUACUCUCUCCACCUCCUUAACAUCUGAUUCACGGCUUAAUGUAUGUUGUAAAGACAAAAACUCUUUAAUUUAAUGCAAAAUGUAAUAAAAAUAAAAAAAAUAAAAAUAAAAUUCGUGUCAUGAAGACCGUGA
This is a messenger RNA of Scophthalmus maximus (turbot), 7011 nucleotides long. RefSeq names its product sema domain, transmembrane domain (TM), and cytoplasmic domain, (semaphorin) 6A (gene sema6a). Gene Ontology annotation, biological process: negative chemotaxis; negative regulation of axon extension involved in axon guidance; axon guidance. Lineage: Eukaryota; Metazoa; Chordata; Actinopteri; Pleuronectiformes; Scophthalmidae. The record is from RefSeq and is a predicted model, not a curated record. Bases 651 to 3713 code for a protein of 1020 amino acids. Gene Ontology annotation, molecular function: semaphorin receptor binding; chemorepellent activity. The transcript has 19 exons.